CAGCCGCUCUAACUCUUCCUGUACGCCGCGGUAUGUAAUUGUUAUGUAUCGGUUACAACUGAGCCUCUUGACACGGGCUUUGGUGAUCAGACGUUGGAGUUCCGUGUGUUUACAACACCAUUUAGGGGCCAAAAGAAAGAUCUCAGUAUGGCAGAACACUGCACGAACGACCGGCAGCCAACAUUCAACAAGCCUAAGGUCGAGCUCCAUGUCCACCUGGAUGGCGCCAUCCGUAUAGAGACCAUCCUGGAUGUGGCAAAGCGACGGGGCAUCUCGUUACCGGUGGACACAGUUCCUGCGCUGAAAGACAUCUGCACUGUGUCCAAGCCAGCCACCCUGACAGAGUUCCUCGGCAAGUUCAACGAAUACAUGCACGUCAUCGCAGGCGACCGCAAGGCUAUCAAGCGGAUCGCCUACGAGUUUGUGGAGACCAAAGCCAAGGAGGGAGUGGCCUACGUGGAGGUGAGAUACAGCCCCCACUUCCUGGCCAACACCGGAGUGGAGCCCCUCCCCUGGGACCAGAAAGAAGGAGACAUCACGCCGGAUGAAGUGGUGAGGCUGGUGAACGAGGGUUUGAGCGAGGGAGAGAAAGCCUUCAAAAUCAAAGCCAGGUCCAUUCUGUGCUGCAUGCGUCACAUGCCAAACUGGUCCAUGGACGUAGUGGAGCUGUGUAAGAAGUACCGCAAUGAUGGAGUGGUGGCCAUAGACCUGGCUGGAGAUGAGUCCAUGAACUGUGAAGCAUACCCUGGCCACAGGAAAGCUUAUGAGGAAGCAGUCAAAUGUGGAAUCCACAGAACAGUGCAUGCGGGUGAAGUAGGCCCCCCUUCUGUCGUUGAAGAGGCAGUGGACGUUUUGAAGGCCGAGCGGAUUGGACAUGGCUAUCACACCGUGAAGGACCCAAUUCUCUACAGCCGCUUACUGAAAGACAACAUGCACUUUGAGGUGUGCCCAGUUUCCAGCAAACUUACAGGAGCAUGUGACCCAGAUUUCACCAAACAUCCCCUCAUCAGGUUUAAGGAGGACAAAGCCAACUUCUCCCUGAACACUGACGAUCCACUCAUAUUUGACUCCACGUUGGACACUGACUAUGAGACUGUGAAGAAGUACAUGGGCUUCACUGAGGAGGAUUUCAAGAAACUGAACAUCAAUGCAGCCCAGGCCAGCUUCCUUCCUGAAAAGGAGAAGAAGGACCUGCUGAAUCUCCUCUACGAGGCCUACGACAUGGUGUGCAGCACAGGCCUGUAGGGGGUGCCCAGCGGAGAGAGAGGGAAGAGAGGAGGAUGGAGGGAGAACAGAGUUGCCCUUUACAGGAACGAUAAAGCGGAACAGGGCUACUCUCUUCCUGUCUGCCAUUCUCUGUUCCCUUCUUCAAGAACCGCUUUGUCACACAUGCAGUGUUUAAACAUCAUCAGUACGCAUCACAGAACAUGUGGUUCCAUAAUCUACUCAAGGAACUACUAAACUGGUGCUGCACAUUUCAUGCAAUCAGCGUUUUUAGUUCAGAGUCUCAGGGAAAGAUGUCUUUCAUAACCACCAGUACUAAACAGUACCCCCCCCCCCACACACACACACACACACACUAAACCUCUAUAUGUGGAUGCAUGUAUAAAGGAAUGUAAGAGCUGUAGAAGUUUUUCUUUAACAAUAAAUUUAGCAGUCUUUAGUUGAUUCAUUUAAUGAUUAGCAUUUUUAUCAAAAGUCCUCACACACCCACAUCCAGCCUUACACCAAGGCAGGGAUUUUCAACUGGUUUUGUCCCAGGGACCACCAUUCUGACUAGAAAGU
This is a messenger RNA of Clupea harengus (Atlantic herring), 1785 nucleotides long. It is a transcript of the gene ada, whose product is annotated as adenosine deaminase. Gene Ontology annotation, molecular function: adenosine deaminase activity. Gene Ontology annotation, biological process: adenosine catabolic process; inosine biosynthetic process; negative regulation of adenosine receptor signaling pathway. Lineage: Eukaryota; Metazoa; Chordata; Actinopteri; Clupeiformes; Clupeidae. Gene Ontology annotation, cellular component: external side of plasma membrane; cytosol. The record is from RefSeq and is a predicted model, not a curated record.